GUUUGCUUCGCAUUUUAAUCGUUUACAUCGGCUAUUUUAGGAUUUAGCAAUUUCGCUCAUAUUACAGCAAUGCACUCCGGAAACUGUGCUCUUUAAUAAUUUGUGAUCAUUUUAAAUAUACGCACACGGAUUUUACAGAAAACGAGCUUCGAAUAACAAGCGGGACAAAGGCAACCUACGCCUCUGAAGAUCAUGAGAAAAGGGGUUUUCUUGAUCCCAGGACAAGUCAUGUUAUCAGGGGUGAGGGCCUGUCCCCGUGAACAAAAUGGUGCUUAUAACGCGGUUUCCGAUCGGCGAUGUGUAGGUUAUUCCUGUGCAACUCGUAUACAAAUAAACACACCACCGUCUACUAAUGGUGUUUGUGUAACAGAGACUUCUGUUGACAGUUUGUACGCAACUCCUGUACAAGCACCGACGCACGGGACUGGACUGCGACCCGCGUUAGGACGACCACCGGCUAAAAGGAGGCUUGAGCUGGACAUCACGGACCAUCAAUACAGUGAGCCAGCUAAAACACUUCGAAGUCACAAAGGAGCUCUUAAACUAAAGCUCCCCAAAGCUCCCAAAACUCCGCCAGAGAAGACCCGUUAUGACACAUCCUUGGGGUUCUUGACAAAGAAGUUCUGCCAGCUGCUGGCCCAGUCCUCAGAUGGAGUGCUGGAUCUGAAUAAAGCUGCAAUUGAGCUCAAUGUCCAGAAGAGACGUCUUUAUGACAUCACCAAUGUGCUGGAGGGUGUGCACCUCAUCAAAAAGUCAUCAAAGAACAACAUCCAAUGGCUGGGCUCCCGUCUGCCGUCAGAGGGAGAGCUGCCGUCUCUUCCGAUGUCCAGUCACAGUCUGGCCAGAGAGAUGCUAGAGCUCACUCAGGAGGACAGGCGUCUAGAUGAACUCAUACAGACCUGCACACAUAACGUCCAGCAGAUGACUCAAGAGAUCCACAGCCAAAAAUAUGCCUAUGUAACCUAUCAGGACAUCCUAAGAAUAAAAACCCUUAAAGACCAAACCGUCAUUGCGGUCAAGGCACCAUCUGAAACGAAGCUAGAGGUGCCUGACCCAAAGGAGAGUUUACAGGUCCACCUGAGUAGCUCCAAGGGUCCCAUUGAUGUUUUCCUCUGCACUGAUGGUGGGGAUUCGGGCAGUCUGCUGCACAAUGGCCUUGAUGUAAAUGGAAAUCACACUGCCUUUUUCAAAGUCACUCAAGAAGGUGCUUCAAGUGGAAUGGCUGAUGGCGUCAAGAUGAACGGCACCUCAAUUGGUAGUGUCAACGGUUAUGGAUCCCUGGCUGGUAGUGCCUCCAUGUCACCCCUCAGUUCUUCCCUGUCCUCCAUUCUCCAACAGCCAGAUGAGUCUGUCCCAUUUGUGCCACUAUCACCUGCCCUGCUCAAUGAUGAAUACAUGCUGAGUUUGGGUGAUGUGCAGGGUAUAAGUGAUCUGUUUGACUCCUGCGACCUGGACAUGCUAGCACUUGAUGACUUGCUCAGGAUAUGAGCCUUCCUGGAGGUCAGCACCAGGAAAGACCCCUGGUUUCGAGUUAGUUGACCAGUUGUUGGGAGUGCAUUAAACCUAUGAAGAUCCAAGGAUAAGGUAAUGGGUUCAGCGGAUAUGGAUCUGCAGAUGAGCUACAAGUUAAUUGUUUGUUGAACUGGUUUUAGUGUUCAUGUUUUUCCCCCACCCAUGGUUUCCUUGUCUCCAAAUUUGAUAUUGACUGUUUACACUUGGAUCUGGUGCCUAGACCUGCUGGCAUAGUAUCCAUGGACUCUUGUCUGUGAUAUGUGCAGUUGGGUAGUUGUACCCAGAUUAUGUAACUUAAUGUAAUUAUUUUUAGUGUGACAAUUACACUAGUUCUAUGAUUGUGUGUAAACUCGCUUUGUGAUUGGCAAACCCUGCCUCCAAUAUUAACUGCCAAUUAUGUUAAAGAGCGAUUCUCUACACCAAUGUUCUCUUAAACGAUUGGUUCACCCAAAGAUAAAUUGUCAUUAUGCACCAUCUCCUUCUGCUGAACACAAAAUAAUUUAAAGAAUGUUGUGAUUGUUGAUUUACAUACAAUAGCCGUUGAUAGUGACUUGCUUUAAAGCUUAAAGCCCUGAAGUUUAAUGUUUGCUGUACAAUUACAAUAAAACAAUACAAUAAUAUAAACACUUAAACAUUAAAUUGAAUUAAAUAAAUACCCUGCCUCUGAUCAAAUUAGCCAAUUUUGCUAAAGAGUGGUUCUCUUAAGUGAUCACUUAGCAGACAGACUAAAAUUGAGCCGUUAUUCCCCUAAAACUUCGGUUGUACGCAUUGCUGAUCGAAACUGACUAUCCAUAAGCAGCCCGGAUUGUUUGGACAUGUGGGAGGUCCUUGUUUGUGCACAUUGGAGCAUGUGCCUACCGUUGACUAUACUGAAAGAUUAUCUCAAAGUAGAUAUAUCGGUCUAUCUCUAUCCCAAAGUAGUCGUAGUGCACAUGCAUUGAAAGCACUUGUAUUCGCUUGUGGUCAAAAAAAGUACACUUUGAAAAACAAGUUGUUCAAAUCAUCCACUUGUUUUAGCAGAGACUCCCUGAACUGGUUUCAUCCGUUAAGGAAGACAUUCAAAAUGUGCUGUAUGUCCCCAGAAUCAGGAUUAAGAGCUGUGUUGUCCAUUGCUCUUCCAUUCCUAGAAGGCCUCGGUCUUACAGAGUUUAGUUGCAACCCUGCUCUUGCACAUUUCACUGCUACAACUGUUUUUCAAUCAAUCUCGCAAGACCUUGAUAAGCUGGUUCAGGUGUGUCUAAGGUUAGAGUUAAACUAUGCAGGAUAUUGGUCCUCCAGGGCUGGAAUUGAAUAGCUCUGCAUGUAUAGACAUUCAUGACUUCAUAAUCUGUUACUUAUUUCUGUGGAAAGAGGAAUCAUAUAAUAGCUAAAUAUGAAAAGAUCCAGUGAGUUGUUUGUUAAUUUAAUGAUCCAAAGUUCAAGUACCUAUUGCUCGAGCUUUCUGAUGAAUUUGGUGCUAUAUUAUUUGGUAUGUUUCUAGAUUCAAGUAACUGUACCGUAUAUCUCAGGGCACAUAUCCAGAAGUGAAUGAUCAUCAUCAUCAUCAGAUGAUUAAUGCAGAGUAUAAAAGUUGAGAGCUGAUUUCUAGAUGUCCUUUUCUGAGCUAUAUAGUUGCCGCUUUUGCUACCAGAAUGAUUUGUGCUUGCAAAGAAUUUCUGUCCACUAGGACAUUUCUUAUCCAUUCGGCAGGGUACUUUUAUAUUUAUUUGACAAAUAAUCAAAUUGAGUUGAAUUAAGACAUGGCCCCAAUCUUGGUUCCUGUUAAAAUUGAAUGCAUUUCAGUCUUUGAAUUGCACUGCAGAUUCAGAAGUCUUAUAAAGCCAUCAUGGUCAUCUGGCAUAACUUGCUUGUUGAUUACAUAACACAUCUUAGGACUCCCUAAUACACAUGUACAUAGUAGGUAUCUUUAGACAUGAAUGGCACACAUCUGGGAACCUUUUUAUUUAUUUUUUUUAAAGACACUUAAGCAUUGGAAAUGUAGUUUUAUAGACACUUCGGCAUUGGAAAUGUAUGACUCCCUCACAAAUUUCAGUUAAUGUUGGUUCACAUUAUUGAGAUUUCUCAAUAUUGACCUACCCAUUGUUAGGAUGAGGCCGUGUCACUGUAUUUUACCCAAAUAUCCUCACAUGAAGUUGACUGUCUUAAGACUACACUAGCUGUUUGAAAGGUUUUAUGUUUUGCUUGCUUUGUUUCUGUGGGAUUUUUGUUUUCCUUUGCCCAUUGCAAUAUUGGUUUCUCCAGCUUUUUACACUAUUUGCCCUCAUGGUGAAAAGCAUGGGGGCUUAAUUUUGUGUAAAUCAUUCGUGAAACCAUUUGUGCGUAAAUUGUCACAUUGACUUGAAUUGCUUUAUGAACGAUUUGUACAAUUUCAGUUUGUUUCAUGGAUGAGCCCAUUGUUGUAAUAUAGUUGUUUUGUUGUUCAUCUGGGAAUUGUUUGUAAAUUGGGCAUUCUUAUUCAACAAAUUAGACUUAAAUGUUGCUUAUGUAGUAGGGCUGGGCAGUUUUUCCAAACUGGGCAAUGGUUUUUUUGGUACAUUUAUUUUUAAUUGUAAAAUCGAGAUUCUGCUAAAAAUAUUGCAAAUGCUACAGUUACGUUGUAAAUCCACCAAAGGCUGAAUAAGGAAGAUUAAAAAAUUAUUUGUAGCGCUUGUCUAAUGCUACUCCUUAUCUGAUCAGCUACACAUGUGUGGUGCGCUCCAAAUGAACGUGACCGGUUAACAACACUGAGACUGAUAUAAAGCACAGCGGUAAUAUUCCCAGUAUGAUUGUACACAGUGUGAUUGUAGCUCAGCUUCAUCCAUCAUGCAUGUAAACUCCAGCUUAAGACCAUAACUGGCCUCUGCGUACGCAUGUUGAUGAACGGUCUCCUUUCUUUUUACCCAUAAAAAAGCGUUAGUUAUGUGAGCGGUAUGGGCGCUUCAUUUCAAAUCACAGAGAUGGUUUAUAUGGUAGAAUGUGUUUUCAUGUGUUUCAAGUAGGGCUGCAUCUAUAGCCAACAUUUGGCAAGAGAUCAUUUUGACAAACUUGGCGAGUUGAAUUUUAAUAAUAAAUUAUUUCAUAUUGCUGUGCUGCUCAGUGUGAACCGCUAGAGGGUGCGGCUCUAUCUGCAGGGGUUUAUGGAUAUAUGCACAUUGUUUAAUAUACAAGGUGUCAUUUCUAGAUAAACUUGAUAAUUUAUAGAUAUUGAUUUCUAGAUAUCUCUCUAGAUGGACUUGGUUUGGCUAAGAAUUAUUUAGCAGAUUUCUUAUUCUAUUAUUUCUGAACAUAUGGAUGUAUUAGAUUUUACAUUUACACUCUGUUGUCAACUUCCUCCUGUGGUGCAUUUUGUAAAUUUGUUAUUGCACACUUUUUGUUUCCUAUAAUGAAAAGAACUUGGACAAUCAGGUUGUGUUGCAUUCUAAAAAGAACAUACAAUUUGAAUCAUCUUGGAGUUGAGUUGAGAAAUUAAAUCGUGAAUUGUCCAUCAGUUUGAUAAAAAAAUCAAGAUUUAAGUUUUGCCAUAUCACAAUUUUUAAAGAAUUCAGUUGUUUACUUGUAUUUUGAAGUAACGAAUGCUAUUUUGCUGUGCUAAACUAAUGGUGAAGAAUAUUGAAUUUGUGCUUAUGCUGACUAGUUCUGUGGUUCUAUAUUGGAAAAAGGAUAUUAGUCAUGCAAGCAGCCAUAUUGUUUAGUUUGGUUCACUUCAGGACCUUUUCUUCAGUAACUGUUUUCACACACGGGCUUGCAAUCCUGGAAUGCAAAAUGUUUUUAUUUUUUAUUUAAUGUUUUUAAUUUUAGGCUUUUUUAUGUGCCCCUCUGCGUGUGUAAUUUGUGUUUUAUAUGUAC
Molecule: messenger RNA, 5337 nt
Organism: Xyrauchen texanus (razorback sucker)
Lineage: Eukaryota; Metazoa; Chordata; Actinopteri; Cypriniformes; Catostomidae
Product: transcription factor E2F3-like
Exons: 7
Coding region: 193-1488 (431 amino acids)
Biological process (GO): regulation of transcription by RNA polymerase II
Cellular component (GO): RNA polymerase II transcription regulator complex
Molecular function (GO): DNA-binding transcription factor activity, RNA polymerase II-specific; protein dimerization activity; RNA polymerase II cis-regulatory region sequence-specific DNA binding
Source: RefSeq, a predicted model, not a curated record